AUGGUGAGCGCUGCGGGCUCGUGGAGUGGCGGCAGCGAUGAUCCCAUGGGCAGCGACCCGUCUCCCGCGGCGUGGACCACCGGCAGCGACGCGACCGGCCUUGUGACCGGCGGGCCGCGCAUGGCGCUCGAAGAGGGCGAGGGCGACGAGGGGGAGGAGAUGGCGGACGGGUGGGCGCUGGGGGACGGCGGCUGGGGGGAUGAGGAGGCGCAGGGGGAGGCGGACGUCGAGGAGCGCGCGGAGGGCAGGAGCCUGGCGGAGGAGGGCGGGGAGGAGGAGAGCGCGGCGGAAGAGAUGGAGGGAGAGAUGGCGGAGGGUGAGGGGGGAAGGGAGGAGGAGGAAGAGGGGCGCAUGCUGGCUGAGGGCGACUGGGAGGAGGAAAGCGAGGCAAGCGAGGUGGGCGAGGAGGAGGAGGAGAGCGAGGAAAGCGAGGAGGGCGAGGAGGGAAGGAUGCUUGCAGAGGGAGAGGAGGAGGAGGAUGAGGAGGUGGACGAUGGCGAGGAGGAGGAGGAGGAGAUUGAGGGAGCGGAAGGCAGGAUGCUGGUGGAGAGCGGAGACGUGGAGGAGGAGGAAGAGGCGGAGGGCGGGGAGAUGGCGGGUGAGGAGGCGGAUGAGGAGGAAGAGGGCAGAGUGCUGGCGGAAGUGGAGGACGAAGAUGAGGAGAUGGAGGGCGAGGAUGUGGAGGAGGCGGAGGAGGCGGAGGAGGAGGGGAGAGCUCUUGUGGAGGACAGCGAGAGCGAGGAGGAAGCAGGUGGAAUGGAUGACGUGGAGGAUGAUGAUGAGGAGGAGGAGGCUGGGGAGAUGGAGGGCGCGGAAGAGGAGGAGGAAGAGGAGGAUGUGGAAGGGAGGGCUCUUGUGGAGGACAGUGAGAGCGAGGAGGAAGGCGGUGAGAUGGAUGAUGAGGAGGAUGAGGAGGCUGAGGAGGCUGACGAUAUUCAGAUGUCCAGGGAGCUUCAGGAGGAGGAGGAAGAGGACGAGGGGACAGAGAGCGAGGAGGAGGAGGAUGAGGAUGAGGAAGGGGUUGAGUUUUCACGCAAGCUGGCAGACGAGAUUGAAGAGAAGAAGACUGAAGAGAAGAAGGAGGAGAAGAAGAAGGAGGAGAAGAAGAAGGAGGAGAAGAAGGAGGAGAAGAAGCCGGGGGUGCUGAAGAGGACGGCGAAUGCGAUCAAGAGCUUCUUCAGGAACAUUCGUGAUCGCAUCACUGGCAAGAACAAGAAGCCCGACAACAGCCCCCGCAAGGCAGGCCCCUCCGAUGCCAAGGAUGCCAAGGCCUAG
Molecule: messenger RNA, 1275 nt
Organism: Closterium sp. Naga37s-1
Lineage: Eukaryota; Viridiplantae; Streptophyta; Zygnematophyceae; Desmidiales; Closteriaceae
Source: the annotation of a GenBank genome assembly